Molecule: messenger RNA, 624 nt
Organism: Microthlaspi erraticum
Lineage: Eukaryota; Viridiplantae; Streptophyta; Magnoliopsida; Brassicales; Brassicaceae
Source: the annotation of a GenBank genome assembly
AUGUUAGAUCCUCAAGCACCACCACCUUCAUGGGAUAGUCCUCCAAGACCAUCCACUUUGAAGACAAAGAAGAAACUUCUUCCUUACCUUGAAGCAGCCGACCUGGAGACAUCUAGCCAAGCCGCAUCACACCAAGAAGAGUACCUUCUAGCCACACCAGAAGAGGAGAUUAACCCUGGACAAGCCAAAGACUGGGCUAAGUUCAAUGCCCAACAUGCUUUCAAGACUUGGAAUGGAUACAAAGGAGCUUUCCUUCACAGAUUUGCCAAAGGUCCUGUUUAUGUCCCACCACCACGCCCAAGCUAUUCACAAUACCAUCCAUCAUCACCAGACAUAAACAAGACACCACUUUUCCCAAGGGAGAGCUACCAAGCUGCGCGCCAAACCAAGAUUGAAGAUAUGCUUCAAGAGUACUUGAGAAAUCAAGAAGAGAGUACAAAGAAGAUGGAGAGAAGAAUCGAUUUCAUCCAUGAGAGCCUUGGAAACAAAUCUGAAGUCCUAUUCAAGCAAGUGAUCAAGCUUGAUGAAGACAUUAAGAAGUUAAGAGAGGAUCAUGAUCGAUCUUUGACCCUAGUUAAGCUUGAUGUUGCUUCCAAAUAUCAAGAGUUGCUGAACAAGAGCUGA